Phycomyces blakesleeanus NRRL 1555(-) is the source of this 1827-nucleotide messenger RNA. RefSeq lists its product as hypothetical. NCBI's taxonomy places the organism in Eukaryota, Fungi, Mucoromycota, Mucoromycetes, Mucorales, Phycomycetaceae. The coding region runs from base 1 to 1827 and encodes 608 amino acids. The transcript is spliced from 3 exons. The record is from RefSeq and is a predicted model, not a curated record.
AUGUUGCUAUUGGAAAGAGAAUAUAGGAAAUAUGUAAUCUUCAACACUCGAUCUAUGAAUUCCCAACUACAGCAUCUCACUAACGGUCAAAUCCUACAAGACUAUCACAACCAAGAACCAAACUACUAUGCCUUCCUCAAGCAGAACCCAUCUCUCAAACAUAACCCAACCGCCACUGCUGCUGCAAUAGCCACAGUAGCAGCAGCUGUAGCAACAGCAGCCUCAAAUACAUCCAAACCAACUAGGGUUAUCCAGUCUGACCUUCCAUUUUAUUAUUCUCAUCAUUCAACAGCACCUGUUCUCAAUGAUCAAGAACAAUACCCGUCUUUUAAGGAAUUUGAUAAUAUCGUCCAAGAGUAUCUCCAGAAUCUCUCCUCCAAAAAGCGUGACAAGGCUCUUGUCGAUCAGCAUCGAUACUCACUCAUUCUCCAGGUACUCAAGGAUCCAAGAAACACAGCCAUAUCCACUGCCCAAUUCAGAUUCUGGGUUAAAAAGAUGUUCCAGCUCGCCCCCACAAAUUCCAUGGAUGUAGUUUGUCAUGACAACAAACCCGUUGCUAUGCGUGAACAGAUCUACAGUAUCCUAGUACGUGCACACCGUGAAGCCCAUCACGGAGGCAGAGAUAAGACAUCAGCCCUGGUCCGAAGACGCUACUCAUGGAUCCCCAAGGAGCUCAUCGCCCGUUUUGUCAGACAGUGUCCUUUUUGCAUUUCGAGACGCAAUGGAUGCACCAGCCCAACAAUGAAUGGAGUGCCAAAGUCACCACAAACUCAGAUCGAUCAGACAUCCUCCCCUGCACUACCCUGCCUAUCCUCAAUAGACACAAAACCAUCGAUCAACACAAGUAUGGACUAUUCAGUGGACACAAAACCAUUUGAGGACGUGUCAUGUUCUGAGCCACUGUGGCAACACGACCCAGCCUAUUAUUACCAACCACCACCACCAGCCACCGCCCACCCAAAUCCCAGAAUGUACUUGUCUAUGGCUGCUUCUGUGGCCACAACUGCUGCUGCCGCUGCCGUAGCAUCUUCCUCUACAUACAUCGGAGGUCCCCCUACUCCAUCUUCUCCAUUUGAUGCCUCAUUCUAUUACUCACAGCAACAGAAUAACCAUAACCAUCACAACCAUAAUCAUAAUCAUCAUCACAAUCAUCAUAACCAUAAUAAUAGUAAUAGUGGAAUGGAGUUCUUGUCAUCAUCAUUUGGCGGUAACUAUUACCUUAAUGAUUCCCAGGCAGAGCCAUAUUCAAUUCUAGACCGGCGAUCAAGCCAUAAUGCAUCGGAUAUUAGCUACACUGACCCAAUGGACGACUAUCCCUCUUCAUCUGAAUCCUCAUGCUCUUCACUCGUUAUUAUACCCGGCUCUUCAAACGAUCACCAAACACUCACCCAGCUCACCCAGCACCAGCAAAUCCAGGCUCUUUCUGUACUGUCUUAUGCAUCCUCCCCACCAUCAUCUGAGCCGUCCCUUAGUGCCUCUCCACAGAAUUUGUCUAGCGAUCAAACCACUCACCGCAUCAAGGGCGAGGAGCUAAAUCGAAUUGAUACACGACAAGCAUCCCUCCUGGCAAACCCCCCUGUAGGUGUACAGACAAGCCAAUCAGGUUACAAUAACGGCACGUUGUUCUUGGCUUCUGCAAAUUCAACGUUUUAUUCACCGCCUUCUCCAGAAUGCUCAGAGUCGUCUUCUCCCCCCACUUCUCCCACAGACGGCCCUUCACCCCCUCCUUCUGCCUAUUCGUUUGUACCCCUCUCACACCCAUCAAUAGGAAACGGAAACACACUCCAGAACCAAAUGGAUCUGUUGUCUCACCAUAGACUCAUAUAA